This is a messenger RNA of Besnoitia besnoiti, 411 nucleotides long. Its product is annotated as histone H3.3. The transcript has a single exon. The coding region runs from base 1 to 411 and encodes 136 amino acids. The record is from RefSeq and is a predicted model, not a curated record. NCBI's taxonomy places the organism in Eukaryota, Apicomplexa, Conoidasida, Eucoccidiorida, Sarcocystidae. Gene Ontology annotation, cellular component: nucleosome. Gene Ontology annotation, molecular function: DNA binding; structural constituent of chromatin; protein heterodimerization activity.
AUGGCGCGUACUAAGCAGACUGCACGCAAAUCCACGGGAGGAAAGGCUCCUCGUAAGCAGCUGGCGUCGAAGGCGGCUCGAAAGAGUGCGCCGAUGUCCGGAGGAAUCAAGAAGCCUCACAGAUACAGGCCCGGAACUGUCGCUCUGCGUGAAAUCCGCAAGUUUCAGAAGAGCACGGAUCUCCUCAUCCGCAAGCUGCCUUUCCAGCGCCUCGUGAGAGAAAUUGCCCAGGACUUCAAGACGGACCUUCGUUUCCAGUCUCAGGCAAUUCUCGCCCUGCAGGAAGCUGCCGAGGCGUACUUGGUUGGUUUGUUCGAGGAUACCAACUUGUGCGCGAUCCACGCGAAGAGAGUCACCAUCAUGCCCAAAGAUAUCCAAUUGGCCAGGCGCAUUCGCGGCGAGCGAUCUUAG